AGCCAUGGAUCACAUCACUGUCAUUCCGUCAAAGAGAUUUGUUCAAAUCUUACAAGAGCUCUGUACAACAUUUGGAGCAUUAGAUAGCAUCAAAGACAAGUUGUCUUCAAGUGGUAAUUCUUAUGGCGAGAUAAAGCUCACAACCCAGGAAAUCAAAUGGUGUCAUCUCAAGAUGAGAGAGAGGGGCAUACCAGAAAGAGUGCAUGAGCUCUUAGAAGAAAGUGAAGUUAUUCUUCCAAAAUAUGAACCUCCGCCUAGAAAUCCGGAACUUGAAGCACGCAUCCAAAAACUCCGAGCCGAACAGGAGAAUCGAGAGUACAAUAAAAUGGUUGAAUCAGUCUGUCUUAAUAAGGGAAGUGCAUAUUUGGGUGAUGUUUCAGAGGACUUAAAAAGUGUCAAUAGGCAGAUUGUAUCGGGCGCUCAGUACCUUCUCUCUAUUGUUGGUACUUUCUUUGGCGUAUUCAUGGUCGCAGGGAUGGCCACCCCAGAUUAUGGUAUCCGAGCUCUCCUAGCUACUGUAUCAGCCCUUGUGGUCGGGCUUGCUGAAAUUUACUUUAUCAUUAAGCAUGACAUUUGGGAAGAAGAGAAAAAGAAAAAAACAUAGUUUAUUUUUUAUGUCACUGCAAGUUAUCAUUGCCUAAUAAACUAUAUAGCCUCAUUCCUAGACUCUCAUACGGAUCAAAGGACAUGCUCUGAAUAGAGAGGUGAAAAUUAGAGCAAUUUAAAGACAAUAGAACAGUCAAGUUUUAAGAGGCCAAAGGAAUUUUUUUUUACUCAAGGGCAAAAGCCACACAGCUUGGAGUGGGAGAGAUGAUGCAGCCAAGAACCUUCAGUACUCUCUACUUUCAUCAGUACCCAAGGUAUUGCCUCGGAUAAAGGAUUGUGUCGGCAAUUAAGGUCAUUUGCUCUGAUGAUACUACCGUGUGUCGCAUGCCAAGAGGUCAUGUGUCAGGUAUUCUUAGGGAAAGGAUGAGUACAUUUCCUGGUAAGGAUUAGAUAAGCUCAGUGCAGUACUUUGUUGUACUACUGACACUCUAUAGGUUCUGGACACUAACAUGGGACAAUAUGGUAAGUUUGUAAAAUUAUUCAGUCUUAUAAGAAUUAAGUAUUAUAUUUUUGUUCUUCAGUUGUAUGUGAUUACAAACAGUUUAAGAAAUGCACAGCCACAAUAUUUGUGAUCACAAACAUUUUUCCCCUUUAUAGUGAUAGUCAAGAUCAUCGUUGACCUUGAACUCAUUGUCUUUUCAACAUACCACGAUAAAUAUGAAAUUCACGUAAGUUCUUUUCUUAUUCUAAAAUAUCUAGCAAAGUACUUUUUUUAUUACAUUGGAUUAAAAAAUUUACUACAAGUACAUAUAUUCAAAAAUUCCUUCAAGAGCUGAUCAUAUUUCAUUUUGAAUUUUUGGACAAUAAGAAAAGUUAUUUAUAAUAACUUGUCUGUAUGUACUAUAUUUUUUAUUGUUAAUAUGUCCAUCACUUGGCGAAUAGAGUUUUGUCGUUUUUUCACAAUGAUGAGAGAACUGGUCCUGUGUCUUAACCCUGUGUUACAAAGAUGCCAUUGUGAACUAAUUGCUCCUGGCAAGUAUGCCAUUCAGAUGGAAAACAGAUUUAUUUUUAAGUUAAGAUUUGGCUUCAUUGAAAACUGAUCAAAGUUUUUUCAGUACAGUAAUUCAUAUGGCCUUAUUCAGGUAUCAGAUUUUUGUUUGUUUGUCUCUUGCUGGGGUUAAUACAGGUAUAUAAUUUCAUAAAGAAUUUUGUAUUUAGGGUUUGUUUUCAGUAACUACCAGCACCAGAAUACAUGCCAGUUUUGAUUAACAUUAUUGCCCCCCCCCCCCCCCCCCCCCCCCCCCCCCAAAUCCC
Molecule: messenger RNA, 1860 nt
Organism: Macrobrachium nipponense
Lineage: Eukaryota; Metazoa; Arthropoda; Malacostraca; Decapoda; Palaemonidae
Product: transmembrane protein 199-like
Exons: 1
Coding region: 5-604 (199 amino acids)
Biological process (GO): vacuolar proton-transporting V-type ATPase complex assembly
Cellular component (GO): endomembrane system
Source: RefSeq, a predicted model, not a curated record